Esox lucius (northern pike) is the source of this 2110-nucleotide messenger RNA. Its product is annotated as sodium-coupled monocarboxylate transporter 1. NCBI's taxonomy places the organism in Eukaryota, Metazoa, Chordata, Actinopteri, Esociformes, Esocidae. The record is from RefSeq and is a predicted model, not a curated record. Gene Ontology annotation, molecular function: organic acid:sodium symporter activity. The transcript is spliced from 15 exons. Gene Ontology annotation, biological process: propanoate transmembrane transport; sodium ion transport. Bases 266 to 2110 code for a protein of 614 amino acids. Gene Ontology annotation, cellular component: membrane.
AGGUGGAGUGAAGUGCCCACUGCUACCUACCAGAAAAGUAUUUGACCAACACAGGCACAGUGAGACAACAGAGCUCACUGCUAUUCUGUUAAAGCUCAUCAUCCCGUCUGUUACAAGAGCAAGAGGACAUCCUUCUAUCUGAAAGUGCCCCAGCCUAUUGUAAGUUAUAGAGAACUUUUGUUGUGUGCCAAGAACAGAAACCUCAAGAAACUAAUUUGGACUAGGACAACUAUUCAGUGUUUAGCCUUCCAAUCCAAAGUCAACAAUGGCAGUCUCUCCAUUGGUUGGGUCCUUUGUAGCAGCGGACUAUGCAGUCUUUGCUCUGAUGCUGUUGGUGUCUGCAGUUAUUGGCGUCUACUAUGCCACUGUUGGUCGUGGCCAGAGCAGCUCCAAAGAGUUUCUUAUGGGGGGCCGGAGAAUGACAGCCAUACCAGUGGCUCUGUCCUUAACUGCCAGCUUCAUGUCAGCUAUCACAGUGUUGGCCACCCCAGCUGAAGUGUACCAAUAUGGGGCAAGCUUUGGCCUGUUCAGCCUCUCUUAUGUGUUAGUGGUGGUAUUCUGCUCAGAGAUCUUUCUACCUGUCUUCUACAGACUGGACAUCACAAGCACCUACGAGUACCUGGAGAUGCGGUUUAACAAAGCAACUCGUCUGCUUGGGACAGUAAUGUUCAUUGUUCAGACGAUACUCUACACAGGAAUAGUCAUUUAUGCUCCUGCCCUGGCGUUAAACCAAGUGACUGGGAUGGAUCUUUGGGGUGCUGUCAUUUCAACAGGAGUGGUCUGCACCUUUUAUUGCACCCUGGGCGGACUGAAGGCUGUGGUGUGGACAGAUGUGUUCCAGGUAGGAAUCAUGGUGGCAGGCUUCCUAUCGGUCAUCAUCAGAGCCGUGGUCCUGCAGGGAGGAGUUGCCAACAUCCUCCAACAUGCAGAACAUGGAGGAAGACUCAACUUCUGGGACUUUGAUGCUAACCCACUGAGGAGACACACGUUCUGGACAAUCACGUUUGGUGGGGCAUUUGUAUGGACCAGUAUUUAUGGUAUCAACCAAGCACAGGUGCAGAGAUACAUCUCCUGCAAGUCAAUCACUCACGCCAAAAUGUCUCUGUACAUAAACCUUAUAGGGCUGUGGGUCAUCAUGCUGUGCUCUGUGUCUGCGGGGCUGUGCUUAUAUUCUGUCUACAAGAACUGCGACCCCUGGACAGCUGGCAUGGUAUCUGCACCUGAUCAGCUGAUGCCUUAUAUGGUGAUGGAUACCCUGAGAGACUAUCCUGGUCUUCCUGGACUGUUUGUGGCUGCAGCCUACAGUGGGACACUAAGUACAGUAUCAUCCAGUAUCAAUGCUCUGGCUGCUGUGACAAUAGAGGACCUAAUCAAGCCCCACAUACGGAUGUCAGAAACACAUCUUUCCUGGACAUCUAAAGGUCUCAGCUUUCUCUAUGGGGCUGUGUGUAUUGGAAUGGCUGGCAUAGCCUCGCUGAUGGGAGGUCUUUUACAGGCAGCUAUCACUAUCUUUGGGAUCAUCGGAGGACCUUUACUGGGUCUUUUCUCACUGGGGAUCCUGUGUCCAUACGCCAAUGCCACAGGCGGCUUGACUGGUCUGCUUUUUGGGCUGGCUAUGUCCCUCUGGGUGGGAAUAGGGGCCCAGUUUUACCCACCUCUGCCAGAGCAGAGCAGGCCUCUGGGUUUGACCACCCAUGGCUGUAACUUCACCACCACAGCCAACCUGUUCAACUGGACGGCAACUUCAACACAAGCAAGCCUCUACACAACAUUAGUACAGCUGAAUGCAGUGGACAGACCUUUCCUGGCUGAUAACUGGUAUUCCAUGUCCUAUCUUUACUUCAGUCCUAUCGGGACACUCACAGCACUCAUUGUCGGGCUUGUGGUCAGCCUACUCUCUGGUGGUAUGAAGCUGAAAUUGGAACCAAGGCUUACUUUAAUGAAAUCAGACACAACGUUCUAUUGCUUUUACAAGCUCUUUGAAGAGAGGGUCAUGAGACAAGCAGGAAAGCUGGACAUUAAGAAAGCACAGACAAAAUUUGGGAACAAUAAUCCUGGCUUCUGCAACAUCCAUGAGUUGAAUUUCACAAAGAGCAGUCUUCCUGCCUAA